AAGUCACUUCGACUACAAAUCCCAUAAACGCCGUAACGUUCACUGCAGUACGUCAUGACGCACAAACGUAAACAAAGACGAUUCUGCUAGUGUGCUAGCUUAGUUACUAUACCCAGGUACGUCUGAUACGUAUUAGCUCUCCUUAGCACUGUUGCUCGUUAUUUUAACACCAAUUUGCUGUCAGUCUUUUAUUAAGAACAAAAUAGUAGCGAUAGUGAAAUAUUUCUCAUUGAUUUGCCUUUAAAACCGGAAACAUGGCGGUUUCUGAGUGGCGUUUGUCGCUGAAGUUAAUAGACCAGCCUUCUCUUCCGAAGUCAGUGCUUCAGUUCCCAGAGGCUGAGCCCGGUGAUGUCCCACCUGGUCAGUAUCGUGUUGCGACUCUUAAGCAGCUCGUUUCAGUUCAGAUACCGGACGCGAUUCCAGAUCCUGAGCUUAUAGAGUUGGUGUAUUGUGGCAGGAAGCUGAGGGAUGAACUGACGUUAGACUCUUAUGGGAUCCAAUCAGGAUCAACAGUCCACAUCCUGAGAAAGUCAUGGCCUGAACCUGAGAUCCACCCAGAGCCCGUGGACAGGGUGACGGCCGCAAGAGAAUUUCGUGUCCUGCAGACAGCUCUUCACACCAGCACAGCAUACAGAGACUCAGUUUUUAAGAUGCUGAACAACAAGGAGUCUUUGGAUCAAAUCAUUGUGGCGACACCUGGUUUGAGCACUGAUGCAGUCGCCCUUGCUGUGCUUCAAGAUAAGGACCUCUUUGUGCAAUUCUCAGAUCCAAACAUGCUUGACAUGUUGAUUAGUUCUCACCCAGCAUUGGUUAAUGCCAUUAUAUUGGUGCUGCAUUCUGUAGCUGGCAGUGUUCCCACCCAGCAGAGUGCCAGCUCUUCUAGAAAUGCAUCCUCCAGCUCCUACAGUGAGAUGCCAGGUGGAUUUCUCUUCGAAGGCAUGUCAGACGAUGAGGAUGAAUUCCAGUCUGGGACUCGCAGUGGUCCAUCCUCAAGUUCUGCAGGUUCUUCGGGACUGAGGCCUGCUUCAUUAGGUUACAGUGGUGCAGUAGGUCCCAGGCCAAUCACACAGAGUGAACUUGCUACAGCUCUGGCCCUAGCCAGCACUCCAGAAAGCAGUGCUGUUACACCUACCAUAGGAAACCAGGGAGCUUCUUCAGGGGUUUCCCCGAUCCCUGCAGGAACUCCGAUAACAAAUGACCUUUUUAACCAGGCACUACAGCAAGCCUUACAGGUGUCUAACAUAUCGUCUCUACAGAGUCAGUGGCAAUCUCAGCUCCAGCAACUGCGUGAUAUGGGAAUCCAGGACGAGGAGCUGAUUCUGCGAGCCCUACAGGCCACUGGAGGAGACAUCCAAGCUGCCCUAGAACUCAUUUUUGCUGGGGGAGCUCCAUGAAAUGAUGCCUAAUCAAGGAGCAAACUGUGCAAUAUGUGUGCAGUUAUAGCUGUACGAAUAAUUCAUGAAUAGAACUAGAAACUAGAAAAGCUAGUUAGUUCACCCCUUUUUUCUGACUAUGUGAGCUUACAUAUUUUAUUUAUUUUAAUGCCACUAAGUAUCUGAGUAUACAGUCCCCUCAAGAAUUAGAAGCACUUUGGCUCCUGAUUGUGAGUUUGAUUCUUGAUGAUGCCACAGCCACCUCAGAUUGGCAGUGAUUUCUGGAUGGGAUGGAUAUCACACUGUCAAUCAAAGAACAUUCGCCAAUCAUGGGUGUCUGUGAGGUCCUGCAUGCAAAAAAGUGCAGGUAACACUUUUGUCUGUGUUAACUGUAUGUUGUCCUGUAUGUUUUCAAAAAGAUUUGGUUCAUAUUGGCUGGCUAAACAUGUUUUAGAAGAAAUAUUUGUUGCCCUUCACCCUUCCUGGUUUAAAGCACAAAACAGAAAACUUUUGUUUUCUAAAAUAAAAUUAAUAAUUUUAAAAUUA
Tachysurus fulvidraco (yellow catfish) is the source of this 1919-nucleotide messenger RNA. RefSeq names its product ubiquitin-like 7a (bone marrow stromal cell-derived) (gene ubl7a). The record is from RefSeq and is a predicted model, not a curated record. Bases 255 to 1394 code for a protein of 379 amino acids. Gene Ontology annotation, biological process: ubiquitin-dependent protein catabolic process. Gene Ontology annotation, molecular function: polyubiquitin modification-dependent protein binding. The transcript is spliced from 10 exons. Gene Ontology annotation, cellular component: cytosol. NCBI's taxonomy places the organism in Eukaryota, Metazoa, Chordata, Actinopteri, Siluriformes, Bagridae.